AUGCGUACUAUUCAGUUAAUGAAUUUGGAGGCACAGGCAAACAACAAAAAAGCGGGUCGAGCGGCCAUGCGAUAUGCCAAGGAACACUCCUUGAUUCCAGACGGUCAGUGCGGUUCUCGGAAGCGUCACCAGGCCAUUGAUCUGGCCCUGUCCAAACGUCUGGUCUGGGACUUGUUGAUUCUCCAACGAUGUGCGGCUGGGUGGAUCUCUAACGAUGCCAAAUCCUGCUUUGAUUGUAUUGUUCAUUGGGUGGCAAUCAUUGCAAUGCUCCGGUUUGGGCUGACAUGGAGGGCCCUAUCCUCCAUGUUUAACAUGCUGUCAUCAGCGACGCAUUGGGUGCGGACGGGCUUUGGCGAUUCCGAACAUACUUUCAAGCCGCCUUCUGUUAUCCCCUUCCAAGGCUGUGGUCAGGGCAAUGGGGCUGGACCCCCUAUAUGGAUCUCCGUGAGCUCCGUUCUCAUUACCAUGAUGGAAGCGAUGGGUUACGGCUUUGAGUGCCUCUCAGCACUGGAGUCACAGUUGGUCACAGCCCAAUGCUUCUGCUUUGUCGACAACACCAACGUCAUUGAGGCUGGCAAUACAGUCCAUCACUCGGGUGAAGCCAUAUGUGCAUCGGUGCAGGAUGCAAUCAACCCCGAGAAGUCCUUUUGGUGGCUCAUUGAUUUCGAGUGGGACUCCCGCACACAUCGGAAAAGAAAGUCAGUUGAUAUUUAA
Molecule: messenger RNA, 714 nt
Organism: Cylindrotheca closterium
Lineage: Eukaryota; Bacillariophyta; Bacillariophyceae; Bacillariales; Bacillariaceae
Source: the annotation of a GenBank genome assembly